CGAACGGGGUAUGCGCAUGCAGCAUGCCAAGGAUCAAUAUCGCUAUCUAUGCUUCCUUAUAGUUCCCCCCGCAUCUUUUUCUCCUACAUCGUAUGUCCUGCAAACGCGGUCCGACCGCUGGAAACCAAAUCUUCUUUGAGCAGACUCACUCUUUCUUCCUGCAUGAAGCAAAAACAGAAAUUAUAGCUGUCCUUCUAACUUUACAUCUGUUGUGCGAUUCAUCAGCGACCGAUCAAUAUUCCACCAUUUUCAACAAAAAAACGUAAGCGACGCCUUCCUAAGAUUAUCCCACUUUUCUAGUAUUUCUCAAGUAAAAGCGACAUCAAGUUAGUAGUGAGAACAAGUCGGCCGAAAGCGCUUUUCGUUUCAGCAGUACCCGCUUAAUACUGCCACCGUAGUCAACACGGUUCGUCAUCACUACAGCGAAGAUUAGUACUAGAAUAGUUUAAACCUGUACCAGUAUCAGCAAAAUGUCGGCCUUCGAGACGGUGUUCGGACUGAAGGGCAAGGGAUUCGCGAUUGUGUGCGCAGACUCCCAGAUGCAGGCCCAUUAUCCAGAAGAAAAAAGAACUGCAUCACACCACGUCGUCUGAUUUUACAAGUUUUCUUUUUCGAUUUUCAUGUGCAAAGAAGAGAAGAUUGAUUGUCGAUCCUAUCCGAAAAAUAAGGAUUGGAAUCUCAAUUUGCAGCCUAAAUUGUGCGACAACGAACAGUGGUGGGAAAAAUGGUGCACUUCUCCCAUUUCCAUACUCGCCAGAUUAUUGCGAUUAAGACGGAUGAGGACAAGAUUAUGGAGGUAGAAAACAAGCUCUUCGGCUGCAACGGCCCCUCCGCGGAUCGAACCAGCUUUAUGGACUACAUUUCCAAAAACAUCACCCUCUACAGGCUCCGAAAUCAGGUCGGGCUCUCCACAAAGGUAAGGUCUUCCCAAUGCAUGAGCAGAUCGAAGUCGAAGAUCGUUGUUCUUUCACUUCCUGGGUAAUCAUCAAGGAAAUAUCUGAGUGAUUUUUCAGGGUGUCAGCCGAAAAUCAAAAUUCGGCUGGACAUAAUAAAUUGUAGUCAGUGAUGAACAAGUAAGUCUGCAUGCAGAGAGCCAAAGCGUUGGUCAUUCAUUCUCGUUGGAGAUCAUUUUUCCUCGACAAGAUAUGAACAAUCUUGCAGGCGGCAGCGACUUUCACGCGCAACGAGUUAGCGACGGCAUUGCGAAAAGGACCCUACCAGUGCGACUUGGUGGUGGCCGGUUACGACGAGGAAAACCAGGACGCGGAGCUGUACUUUAUGGACUCGUACGCCUCAUGUGCAAAGGUAUUGACAGUUUUUCCGCGUCGAUACGUGACUCCUUCUCUGCUCGUCCCACUCUCGCGGUUACACUUUAUAAUUUCUACUUCGCGCAACUAGCUUCUGCGCAGCGUAUUUCCCACAAGGAACGCAAAAGAAAAUCCGCGCCAAAUACUGCCCCACCUGAUUUUGAGUCUCGCACCACGCUGUGCAGCAUAAAGGAGAGCAUAUGAUUUAUUUUUGAUUUUUGUCGCAUCCCCAGGUUAACAAAGCUGCUCACAGCUACGCCGGCAACUUCGUCCACGGGAUUCUGGACAAAGAGUGGAAAGAGGGGCUGCUAUCACAGCAACAAAAUCUCGGGUCAUUGUCAGAAAGUGCGAGUCGAAUAACCUGCAUAUUCCAUAGUUCGUUGUAGUUUUUCAUGCAUGAAGAUGAAGCGGUCCUGCACCUGGUCGUUCUGAAAAGACUUUUUUUGCAUCGCCAGUGUUUGUACCUGUAACUUCAAAGCCAAGUCAAGCCGAGAGCCAAGGACUUGCGUGCGAGUGUAAAAUAUGACAUGACUAUUAUAGACAAGAAACAAGCAACUUCUCACGUUUGCUGUGGGUCUGCACGAAACCAGGAUCCGUGGAGUAGUAAAGACCGCAGAGAAGGUCUGACAAGCACACAGGUUUGGCUUGACUCGAAAUUUUGGCAGUACAGCUGACAGAAAAAGAGGGAUUGACGAUCAUCAAAAAAUGCAUCACGGAGAUCCGGACACGCUUUGCCUUGGGUCGCCUGGACGCGUUCAUCAUAAAGAUAGUGGACAAGAACGGAGUCAGACACAUCAAGCAGAAGGACUUGUAACGAGUAUACAUUGAUGAUCCGGUGGAGGACGACCUGCGCCCAGCGGUUCUAAUCGCUUGAGAUGGACUUCAUCAUCUGACGCAAGAAAACAAUAAAACUCUCAUGCCAGUUUACUAUCGCAAACGCAAUGAUCAGGCAUGAGACCACGAGCGCCGACAAGAAGGACUACUAUACAUAGUCUACAUGAAGAUUCCUCAGUUGAGUCGAAUUCUCAUCGAAUCAUGCGGCUGGGCUACGAGGAUUGUUCGAAAUCGAAAAUACUCUACUAAGGAGGUACCCAACAGACGACUUUUUGAAUCUAGUAGUUGAAAUACGCGCAACCAUCGUUGCGAACAACUGAACAAGUAGCCUUGUGAAGACCACUACGACCUGCUCCUGUCUGCUGUUCAUGCGUCCAUUGCCAUGUGCCGGCUUCUUUUUACGUAGCUGAUGGUCUGCUGCAGCAGGCGCAUUUAUUGUCGUCUUUUGAAGUACUUGUGCUCGUGAUAGGAAUACCUAGAAUGAGAGAGCGUUUGUCUCUGAUUUGUCCAAAAAGGCCCUAGCGCAUCGCAUUCGUUUUCCUUUUGGACAAAAGGAAACCCG
Amoebophrya sp. A120 is the source of this 2703-nucleotide messenger RNA. Lineage: Eukaryota; Dinophyceae; Syndiniales; Amoebophryaceae. The record is from the annotation of a GenBank genome assembly.